Conger conger (European conger) is the source of this 2173-nucleotide messenger RNA. It is a transcript of the gene gpr4, whose product is annotated as G protein-coupled receptor 4. Gene Ontology annotation, molecular function: G protein-coupled receptor activity. Gene Ontology annotation, cellular component: membrane. The transcript is spliced from 2 exons. The record is from RefSeq and is a predicted model, not a curated record. Bases 733 to 1836 code for a protein of 367 amino acids. Gene Ontology annotation, biological process: G protein-coupled receptor signaling pathway. NCBI's taxonomy places the organism in Eukaryota, Metazoa, Chordata, Actinopteri, Anguilliformes, Congridae.
CGCUGGCCGUCGCGACUGUGCACGGGGUCCUUGGCUUGGUGUAAUGUGCAUCGUUCCACGCCGCACAGAGAGGAAGUGAAGAGAGGAAUAGCGCGAGUUUCAGCCGACAAGACCGCAGCCAUCAGUUUCAGACUUUGGUUCGUCAGCAUGGACCCUUCGGUGUUUUGGAAAACCUCUGUCAAGGGAGCGAAAUAUGGGUUAAAGAGGAAGUAUCAGUAAAUCAACACCUGGUUGGCUGGAGCAUCACACGUACUUCAGAGAGAGUUCAGACGGUGAAGAGAAUGGCACAAGGAUCUUGAGCAGUAAACUCUGCUACCUGGUAGCCCGGCUUCCUAUCCCGACCCUCCUGCAGCACUGGGGUCCAAUGAUCACCUCUGACCUCUGACCCUCAGCGAAUAAGAAGGCUGUGGUUUCGUCUGAGGAAAGUUCCGGAAGCAGCCAUGAAAAACGGGGAGGACCAAUGAGGAGCUUGGGAGCCCGGCCCACCAUGUCACCGCACAAGGGCGCUGGGCCUUCGGACCUCCGAAAACUCUGAACCGCAAGGUCCUAACCGGUGCCUGUACGGCUCAUAAGCGUGCCUGUCUACUCUCACUGCCAAAACCUGCCACUUAUAUCUCAAUGUGUAUGGAUGGAGUUGGAAUACCGUGAUGUCAAUCGUAUACUGAAAAAGAUGCGCUUCUGGAACUUUCUAUAAGGGGCUCUGAAAGAUAUACAAGCAAGCAGCGCGAAUAAAUGGACAAGACAAUGUGCAACAUCUCUUUCUGCAAAGUGGACUCAAAUAUCGACCAUCUUUUCCAGCCGACGUUGUACAUCAUCGUAAUUGUCCUGGGCCUACCGACCAACUGCAUGGCGCUGUGGGCGGCCUACAUGCAGGUCAAGCAGAAGAACGAACUGGGGAUCUACCUGAUCAACCUGUCGGUCGCCGACCUCCUGUACAUCGCCACGCUGCCCCUGUGGAUCGACUACUUCCUCCACCACGACAACUGGAUCCACGGGCAGGAGUCGUGCAAGCUCUUCGGCUUCAUCUUCUACACCAACAUCUACAUCAGCAUCGCCUUCCUCUGCUGCAUCUCGCUGGACCGCUACCUGGCCGUGGCCCACCCGCUCAAGUUCGCCAAGAUCCGGCGGGUGAAGACGGCCGUGCUGGUGAGCGUGGUGGUCUGGGUCAUCGAGAUCGUGGCCAACUCGGCGCCCCUCUUCCACAACGAGCUCUUCAAGGACCGCUUCAACCACACCUUCUGCUUCGAGAAGUACCCCAUGCAGGAGUGGGUGGCGGGGAUGAACCUGUACCGCAUCUUCCUGGGGUUCCUCUUCCCCUGGGUGCUCAUGAUCUUCUCCUACCGCGGCAUCCUGCGGGCCAUCCGGGGGAACAUCUCCACGGAGAAGCAGGAGAAGGCCAAGAUCAUGCGCCUGGCGCUGAGCCUGAUCAUGAUCGUGCUGUUCUGCUUCGCGCCGUACCACGUGCUGCUGCUCUGCCGCAGCGUCUUCUUCCUCGUCCGGCCGUGCGACUGCCGCUUCGAGGAGGACCUCUUCACGGCCUACCACGUCUCGCUGGCCGUCACCAGCCUCAACUGCGUGGCCGACCCCAUCCUGUACUGCUUCGUCAACGAGGGCGCGCGCAGCGACGUGACGCGCGCCCUGGCGGCCCUGAUGGGGGGGUGCGGCCGCGGGCCCCGCCCCGAGCCGCUGGCCACCGGCUCCGUCACCAUGGAGACGCCGCUCUCCACCAAGAAGCCCAACUUCUACAACGAGGCCAAGCCCAGCACGUAUAAGACAGAACUGGUGGCCCUGAGAGAGGAGUGCCUUCAGAUGACGAUACUCAGUGUUAAGAAAUGAACGGCCAAGAUACUUUACGACUAUUCCUUUUUUUUUUUUUCUCCCCGGUCUUUAUAUUUUUUUGUUCUACUGUGCUUCGGUUCUGUGAGGAGUCUGCUGCAUACCAGGGUUAAUGGCCCCUAACCGUCCUCUGGCCAUUUAUUGUACAAUUUUAUUUUCAACCUUUUUCCAGGACAUUGGAACUGAAUAGCUUACAUAUGUCUGAAUAGGCGUUUAAUUCUGAGCAGUACUGACAAAGUUUCACAUAGAACAUUGUUGAAAUUACAGUGAUAGAAGGCCUUAUUUCGCGCUUACUUUGAGUGGUGUCUUGUAGGAAUUAAGAAGGAAUUCCUGUUAU